Molecule: messenger RNA, 1056 nt
Organism: Penicillium alfredii
Lineage: Eukaryota; Fungi; Ascomycota; Eurotiomycetes; Eurotiales; Aspergillaceae
Product: C2H2-type zinc finger protein
Exons: 3
Coding region: 1-1056 (351 amino acids)
Biological process (GO): regulation of transcription by RNA polymerase II
Cellular component (GO): nucleus
Molecular function (GO): RNA polymerase II cis-regulatory region sequence-specific DNA binding; DNA-binding transcription factor activity, RNA polymerase II-specific
Source: RefSeq, a predicted model, not a curated record
AUGACGAUGGUCAUUGAAAACCAAAACCGCCAGUAUGGCGGCAUGAGCUUCGACAAUGUCUACCACCACAACCCGCCGCAAUUCACAGAUCCCUGGGCCGCCGCCCACACCUCGUCGCAUUCCACGCCGCCCGUGUAUGCGACGUCUAUGGGCAACAGCGCCAGCAUCCCCAUCAACUCCGUCAAGCAGGAGGAAGUCAACCGCUCGACCCCCCUCUCCAUGCCCUACCCCAAUAUCCCGGUGUCUGCACCGUCAAUGGUCCCCGGCAGCAACUAUGCCACCGCGGGCUAUGGCCCUGAGGUGAUGGGCAUGCAGCACGAUGUCCCGCGCACCACCUUUGAACAGGCCCCAUCCUACACCACCGCGCCGCCGAUGAGCAGCUUCGCGCCGCCCAGCUAUGCGCCGGUGAGCUACGCCCCGAUCCAACCAUCGCAGGCCCAGGAUGCGCGUCGCAUGUCGCAUUCUGAUGCGCGCGUGAACUCAUCGCAGGCUUCCGCACCCACCUUUGGCGAUGCACUCGAUGCCAGCCGUGGUAUGGUAGCUCUGAGCCAGGACCUGACGCCGCGCAACAUCUACGGACCCCGUGGUGCGCGCGGCUCCGCCGACUCGUACGGAUUUCCCUCAACGCACUCCUCCGCCUCGUCCAUCUCCUCGGGCGGCAACUACCCCUACUACAGCGCCUCGGUCGGCUCGGUCGACUCCUCGGUUACCGACUACAGCUCGACUACCUCCGAGUCAUACGAGUCGCGCACACUGCCGCGACCGGCCAGUCUCCUGGCUGGCAGUGCGCCACCGGGCCCGCAGUCGAUGAUGACCCAGUUCAGCUCGAAGAUGCCCUCCAACACCCAGAAGAAGCACAAGUGCAAGGUUUGCGACAAGCGGUUCACGCGCCCGUCUUCGUUGCAAACGCAUAUGUACAGCCACACGGGCGAGAAGCCCUUCGCAUGCGAUGUGGAAGGUUGCGGGCGACACUUCUCCGUGGUGUCCAACUUGCGCCGACACAAGAAGGUUCACAAGGGUGAGAAAGAAAGCGGCUCUGGUGACGACGAAGAGUAA